Octopus bimaculoides (California two-spot octopus) is the source of this 2843-nucleotide messenger RNA. RefSeq names its product thioredoxin domain-containing protein 6. Gene Ontology annotation, molecular function: nucleoside diphosphate kinase activity. NCBI's taxonomy places the organism in Eukaryota, Metazoa, Mollusca, Cephalopoda, Octopoda, Octopodidae. The record is from RefSeq and is a predicted model, not a curated record. Gene Ontology annotation, biological process: GTP biosynthetic process; CTP biosynthetic process; UTP biosynthetic process.
AUGUUUUUUUUUUUUUAAAGUGAAAGUCUAACAUUUCAUAUUAUCUCAGCAAUAAUAAAGUACCGAAAGAAAAUUAUUUGCGUCUGUGACUCCUCCGAAGAACUGUCGAGGCUCCAUUUUGCUAACUAUGGAAUCGCCAACAUUAUCUGAAGAGAACCCUAGGAGUCCACCAAAAUCUAGUAUGGCUCCACGGAAGGCAGAAAUUAUUCUCCAGCGUGAGUUGGAAACACAGGAAGAUUGGGAAGAUUUUCUUUCGAAAGAAGGCUUGUUAGUGAUUGAUGUAUACCAAGAAUGGGCUGGUCCCUGUACAUCUUUGGUGAAUAACUUCAAGAAACUGAGGAAUGAACUUAGUGAUGACUUCUUGCGCUAUGCUGUGGCAAAAGCUGAUAGAAUUGAGUCAUUGGUGCUCUACAGGGGGAAAUGUAAGCCUUGUUUCCUUUUCUUUGCUGGUGGAGUGUUGGUUAAUGUUAUAAGAGGAGCACAAUACCCAUUGAUAAGAAGUACCAUUAUCGAUGAGUUGGCACAAGAGCACAAAGUACUGGAUGGAGAAGCUCGCAGAGUAAAGAUUAUUGAUAAAGAACUCCCAUUCGUAAAAGAACCAUCAGAAUCUGAAGAGGAAGAAAGUGAAGUUGAAGAGCUACCUGACGAAGUUACUGUUGCUAUUAUUAAACCUGAUGCUGUGCAGGAUGGGCAAGUGGAGACUAUUAUCAAAAUGAUGGAAGCUGAAGGGGUUGAAAUUGUGGCCAAUGUGAAGAAAUUACUCACAGAAGAAACUGCCAGAGAGUUCUAUCAACAUUUGUCAGAAGAGCCAUUUUAUGAAGACUACAUCCAGUUCAUGACUAGUGGCCCCUGUCAUGUAUUAGUACUAAAGAAGAAAAAUAAUGAAAAAGGAAUUGUCUAUGAAUGGAAAGAAAAACUGGGACCCGUUACUGUUGAGGAAGCUAAAGAGUCCGCUCCCAAUAGUUUGCGUGCCAAAUUUGGAUCUAGGGGGUUCAUGAAUGCUUUGCAUGGGAGUGAUAGUCAAUCAUCAGCUAUGAGAGAACUUGGGUUUUUCUUUCCUCAGUUAAGUAGCAAAUUAUCUCACAGAAAAUCCAAGACCAUUGAAAGAACACUUGCUAUUAUUCGUCCUGAUGCUUAUAUAUUAUACAAAGAUGAGAUCAUUGCAAAAAUCAUGGAAGCUGGCUUUAAAAUUGCUUUUCAAAAAGAAAUUGCACUGUGCAGAAGUGACAUCGAAGAAUUUUACAGCCAUGUUGUGGAGGAAGACUAUUUUGAAGACUUGGUUGAAGAAAUGACAAGUGGCCCAAUUUUAGCCCUUGGACUAGCCAGAGAAGAUGCAGUUGCAAAAUGGAAAGAGAUUCUUGGCCCUCCAGAUAAACAUGAUGCUUUUGAAACAGCUCCUAAUAGUUUGAGAGCUCAGUUUGUGGUCCCAGAAACUGAUGUGAAUUUGAUCCAUGGAUCCGACACAGUAGCAGAUGCUGAGAAAGAGAUCAGUUUCUUCUUUCCACGUGAAGAGACUGUUGCAGUUAUUAAACCUGAAGCAUUUGGCACUAAAGGGGAAAUUAUGACUAAAAUAGAAGAAGCAGGAUUCAAGAUCACAGCCAGCAAAGAGUUAGUUUUAACUGAAGAUAUUAUAAAUAAAAUGUACAGGAAAGAGCAACCUUAUUAUGAAGAUCUAAAAAGAUAUUUAAUGACUGGACCUUCAAUGUUUAUGGUUCUGACCCGAGAAGAUGCUGUCUAUGGAUUUAGACAGUUAUUGGGACCUGUUGACCCACUAGAAGCCAAACAGAUAGAUCCAAAUUUAUUCCGAGCACAAUUUGGGACAGACAUAAUGAAAAAUGCACUGCAUGCAAGUUCCAGCUCUCUGAAAGUACAACUAUUAAAAAACAUAGUAUUUGGACCUGAUACAUCAUGGGAUCAGGGUAUUCCACCAAGUGGUGAAAUGUCACCUAAUAUAUUAACAUCCUCAGGGUCUCCUUUGUCUCUAGAAUAUGCCAUGACUAGGGAAGCUGCUGAAGACGAGACAAAACCUCUACAGCCUGUUGUUAACAUUAUACCAGAGAGUUCAAUAGAAGAUGUUCUGGGGGUAGACAGCUCAGUUGAAAUUGUUGGAGCAAAAUUAUCUUCUGUAAAAGAGCAACAAGCCAUAGAAAGACGUGAAAGUGAAGGUAUAGAAGAAAAAGAUGCCACAGCAGAGGAAAUCACUCAAGAAGCUCAAGAUGAGGUAAGUAAACCAGCUGAAGCAGCUGAAGAAACUGAGAAACCACCUGAAGCUGCAGAAGAAACUGAAAAACCCCCUGAAGCUGCAGAAGCAACUGAGAAACCACCUGAAGCUGCAGAAGCAACUGAGAAACCACCUGAAGCUGCAGAAGAAACUGAAAAACCACCUGAAGCUGCAGAAGAAACUGAGAAACCACCUGAAGCUGCAGAGGAAACUGAGAAACCACCUGAAGCUGCAGAAGAAACUGAAAAACCCCCUGAAGCUGCAGAAGCAACUGAGAAACCACCUGAAGCUGCAGAAGAAACUGAAAAACCACCUGAAGCUGCAGAAGAAACUGAAAAACCACCUGAAGCUGCAGAAGCAACUGAGAAACCACCUGAAGCUGCAGAAGCAACUGAGAAACCACCUGAAGCUGCAGAAGAAACUGAAAAACCACCUGAAGCUGCAGAAGAAACUGAAAAACCACCUGAAGCUGCUGAGUUACCUGCAACGGUUGAAGAAGAAAGUAAAUGACCUGAAGUUGAAAAUUCAGCUCCCACAAAAUAAAAAUUGAUAAACAAUUAAUGACUACCAUUGAAAGUUCCAUGUUUUGUAGUAGAAUGAAUAAAUGUUACCAUUUUCUUAA